CUUUUAAAAACUGUUCUGUUUUUUUUUUAAAAAGAUUCAAAUAUGGCAUCAACAGAUAAGACAAGAAAGAGAUCAGUAAAACAACAUAAUUUUAAUCUAAAAAAAUCUUCCUUUCCCCAAUUUUCCCGCUUGAACUCGGGCUUUCCCUUCUGUUUGAAAAGAAAAACACAUAUUCAGAUUGUUGCAGCUGAGGUGGGAAACCUAGGUCUGUUUACAGUCGGGUUCUGCUUUUCUCUCUCUUCCUACGCUAUUCCACAGUUACUGGUCGGAGAAGGAGGAGGGAUACAACUAGAUGAUGAGGAAUGCUCCUGGUUUGCUAGUUCCCAUGUACUCGGCUGUGUGAUUGGAUCUGUGAUUGGUGGAGGAUAUUUGGUUGAGAGGAUUGGGAGUAGGAAGAGUCUGAUGGUGGAUUGUCUGGGAUAUAUCAUUGGUUCUCUUCUGGUCAGUCUAACUAACUCUCUUCCACUCAUUCUUUUAGGCAGAAUUAUUACAGGAUACUCAACCGGAAGCAACUAUGUCUCUGUUCCGGUUUUUGUUGGAGAAAUAUCACAUCCGUCCAUCCGAGGUUUUACAGGGAGCUUAUUCAUCAUAAAUCAUAAUAUUGGUUUCACACUUUCCAUGAUUCUUGGCGCCUCCCUGCCCUGGAGAACUGUGGUACUCAUAUCAAUGAUCCCUCCUUCUUUAUCUUUUUGUUUACUCCUAUUUAUUAAAGAUUCUCCUUCAUGGCUUCUUAGACGAAGGAAUGAGAGUGGUGCAAAGCAGGCCUUGAUGUUCUACAGUGAUACAAAACCAGAAACUUGGUUGGAAGCUGUUAAAGGAAAAGAAAAUGGUGAAAGCAUCAUUAUGCAGGAAAAAUAUUCAAUUGUCAAAUCAAAGUUCUAUUCGGCAAAACUUACUGGAAGGCGAGCUCUGGAUUCAAGUUUCCUAAAACCUUUCUUUGUUCUCAAUCUAAUGCUGACAAUUGGCAUUAAUUGGGGGGGUUUCGCGGCUCUAGAAUACUAUAUGCACACAAUAGUGUCGGAAGUCCAGGUUCCCUUUAACACGUAUUGGAUAGGAGUCAUAAUUACUGCUUAUGGACUGCUACAAACUGGAUUCCGUUUUUGGCCAUUUUGCUGCAGUGUACAGGAUACGGAUUAGGAUAUGGUGUCAUAGUUUUCAAUUUACAAGGAGAAAUACUGCCAUCUGACAUGAGAAGCUUCGGUUCUGGUUUACUGGGUAUUUUUGAUAACAUUUCACUCUUUAUUGCUCUGAAAACAGUUCCGUUGAUGAUUGAUAGUAUUGGAGUUGGAGGAAUGUUUUCAACCUAUUUUGGUUUUGUUAUUUUAACUUUAAUAACAGCAUACUUCAUCAUGCCAGAAACCAAGGGGCUAAGUUUAGAGGAGAUAGAAGACAUGUAUCAACCGAAGAAGAAAUAGAAGAAACGAGUUGACCCUCCAAUUUAAGAUGGCAAUGCUCGAUUUACAAUGGUACCCUUGACAAAAUUAUCUGAUAAAUAAAGUGGAAGAUAUUAUUGUUUUUCUAGGUUUUGAUAAUCACUAUAUGUGCUCCUGCUGUAGAAAUGCGCAAAUCACUUUUGUAACAAAACCACAAUUAAUAAUAAUUAGUUUUUGAAAUAUUA
Molecule: messenger RNA, 1618 nt
Organism: Eurytemora carolleeae
Lineage: Eukaryota; Metazoa; Arthropoda; Copepoda; Calanoida; Temoridae
Product: solute carrier family 2, facilitated glucose transporter member 8
Biological process (GO): transmembrane transport
Cellular component (GO): membrane
Molecular function (GO): transmembrane transporter activity
Source: RefSeq, a predicted model, not a curated record